Manis pentadactyla (Chinese pangolin) is the source of this 4592-nucleotide messenger RNA. RefSeq names its product proline rich and Gla domain 1 (gene PRRG1). The transcript has 4 exons. NCBI's taxonomy places the organism in Eukaryota, Metazoa, Chordata, Mammalia, Pholidota, Manidae. Gene Ontology annotation, molecular function: calcium ion binding. Gene Ontology annotation, cellular component: extracellular region. The record is from RefSeq and is a predicted model, not a curated record. The coding region runs from base 582 to 1238 and encodes 218 amino acids.
AUUCAUAGUGCAUAUCUUUAUGUUUCAAUAAUAUUUAUGCCAGGUUUGCUUCUAUUUCUUUUGAUUUGUUGAUUUAUGAAAAGUCAGUAAGCCAUUUCAUUAUAUACUUCAGGGGUUGGCAAAUAAUGGCCUGCUACCUGUUUUAGUGUGGCCCAUGGACUGAGAAUGGUUUUCACAUUUGUAAAUGGUUGAAAAAUUUUUAAAUAAAAUCUCAUGACACACAGAAAUUACAUAAAAUUCCAAUUUCAGUAUCUAUAAAUAAAGUUUUAUUAGAACACAGCCACAUACAAAUUCAUUUCUGUAGGUGCUUUUCACUAUCACAGCAGAGUUGAGUAGUUGCAACAGAGACCAUAUGGCUGGCAAAGCAUAAAAUAUUUACCCUCUGGCCCUUUGCAGGGAAUGUUUGCUGACCCCUGUUAUAUAUCAACAGCUGUGUCAUUGAUAAACUGCUAAAAGACAAGUAUUAAAAAAGUUCUUGUCCUAGACAGUCAUCAUUUAAAUAAUUCCUGUCCUCCUUUCGUACCUUAUUUUUUCCUCUGGGGAAUCAUCAUCCAGGGAUCUGCAGAAGACCUCAAGAAAACAUGGGGAGGAUUUUCCUCACAGGAGAAAAAGCCAAUUCAGUAUUAAAACGCUACCCACGAGCUAAUGGACUCUUUGAAGAAAUUAGACAGGGCAACAUUGAACGUGAAUGCAAAGAAGAAGUCUGCACAUUUGAGGAAGCAAGAGAAGCUUUUGAAAAUAAUGAAAAAACUAAGGAGUUUUGGAACACCUACACAAAAGCACAACAAGGAGAGAGUAACAGAGGAAGCGACUGGUUUCAAUUUUACCUUACCUUUCCACUCAUCUUUGGCCUCUUCAUUAUCCUCCUUGUCAUUUUCCUAAUCUGGAGAUGCUUCCUAAGAAACAAAACUCGCAGGCAGACAGUGACUGAAGGCCACAUCCCUUUCCCGCAGCAACUUAAUAUUAUCACUCCACCUCCUCCACCAGAUGAAGUGUUUGAUAGCAGCGGAUUGUCGCCAGGCUUUCUGGAGUAUGUAGUUGGGCGCUCAGAUUCCGUCUCCACUCGCCUGUCCAACUGCGAUCCCCCGCCUACCUAUGAGGAAGCCACUGGCCAGGUCAGCCUGCGGAGGAGUGAGACAGAACCUCAUUUAGACCCACCCCCGGAGUAUGAGGUCAUCAUUAACUCCAACUCAGCCAGUGCUAUUGCUAUGGUGCCUGUGGUCACCUCCAUCAAAUGAAACUGCAAACUUCUUUUUACUAUCGUAAUUUUUAAAGUACUAAUGAAAGAACUUUAUAGCACUUUACCACUACAUAAAUGUGCAUUGACUUAUUUUAUUGGACUCUGACAGCAUACCACUUCACAGUGUCUGAUUUUUCAUUAGUUGUGUUUCCUACUAUAAAAUCAUUAUCCCUGCCUAUUUUUGCUAAUAGAAAUACAUGAAGAGGGAAAAACUAGUAAGUUUUGGAGGUCUUCAUGUUAUGUGAUGAGAUACACAUAUAUGUGUGUCGGUAUCUAUAUCUAUGUAUGUGUAUUUGCAUAUAUACAUACAUGUGUAAGUCAGCCCAAUAUAUGUGCAACUGUCUUAUAAAACCAUUAACUUCUAAAUCACACCUAUAAAGUGAGCAUUACUCACAAAAACUGGAGGGAAAAGGCACCAAUAAUUUGUGUAAUAGAUAAACAUGCUAUUGAAUUUAAGAUGAACUUAGCAUGUUUUCUAAUUCUUAGUGGCUUUUGUUCACCUUUUUCUUCCGCUGCCUUAAACGGGAAAAAAAAUUAAUGUAGUCCAUCUUGACUGUAGGAACAUCUCAGAAAGAGACAGGGAUACAGGGAAAGCGCAGUACGAGCUGCCUUGUUUAUAGUACAGAGCAGGAAAAUCAUUGAUCAUUAGUGGCAUUUGGGUAAUUUUAUGGGGGAAUUUUGUUGUUGUUGACUGCCUCCUCCCCCAAAUUAAAGUGUUUGCUUAAGUAUCUGUGAAAGUCUCCUGCAGUUUGUAUUAAAUGUGUUGGUGGAGAGGAUUUCCUGGCAACAGAGUAAUUUCUAAAGUGAAUAAGUGUAUUUAUGACAGAAUAGAUACAGACUUGUCUUUGCUCAUUGGUGAUAAUUAUUUUCUUCUUACUGUUUCACUGCCUUUUCCUCUGUUGUCUACUCCCUCUCCUCCAGGCACAGAAUUGAAUCUUCAAGCACCUAAGAAUUUAGGUGAAAUAAAAUUCUUGAAAUUAUUUUCUUAGUGUGUUUGUAUAGAUGGAAGUCUUUGCUUCAAGAUGAUUAGGAGGCAUUUUUCCAUUACUUAGAACUAUGGUUUUUAUAUUGUUCUCCAGUUGGUGAAGGGAGAUUAUCAGUCGGAGAAAUGUCUGCCAUGCCCAAGCCUCCUUACUGUUGGAUAAAAUAGUUGAUGAGGCAGAAAGAGUGCAGAUCACAGAAGCAUCAUACACCCUGCUGCCUCCCCCAGUCCUGCCCUGGAGCCCAGACAAGGAGGAAUGCUGGAGAGAACCCUGAACUAGGAGGCGGAUUGCCUCAAUUUGAGUCCCGUUCUGCAACACCCUUGCCAUGGUAGCUGGGGAAAGAACCAUAGCUGACCCUCAAUUUCUCCAGCUCUGAUGGUUAUGUCAACUGUCUUGCCCUUCUCCCGGGGGUUUUAAAAGGAUCUAAUGAGAUGGUGUGCUUGAAAGUCAUUUGUAAGAUACAAAGAGCUAUCAAAGUGCAAAAUCAUAGCAUUGUUCUUAUUGCACUUCGGGGGGAAUUUUCUCCCUCUGUUUCCCUACAAUAUAUCAGAGCUUUCACAUAGGGAGAAAUGGAGUAGGCUGAGCAUAAAUGGCCAACACGGUCCUAAUCUGAGUGUGUGGGCUAUUAGUUAAGCUCCUGUCAUUCUCUGGUCUAUGCCAAUGCUGUGCCAACAUAAAGAUGACAGCCAGCUCAGCACAAACAGCAUUAAGCAUGUUGGAAAGGGAACUAAGAUGUGUUACUAGGUUUUGUAGCUUUCAUGGCCUAAAAAUGAAUAAAUCUUAACCCUGAUCCCAGAAGAAAUGUUCUGAAUUUGGCCACAAGCACAUGGUGAUCUCUGACUUCUAAUGAAAGCUGAACAUGAGAGUGUUUGAUUCAGUGACUUAUGUGGAUAUUUUGGUUUUUUUUAAUGAAAAUUAAAGCUCCUUUUGUGUGGACUUUUGUGGGUUUUUUGGUCAUUAAUAUCAGGCCUUAGAUUAAACCAGCAGUUUUCAAAGUGAGGCCCAGGAACCCCUGGGGGUCCUUGAGAGCCUUCCAGGGGAUCAGUGAGAUGAAAACCAUUUUCAUAAUAUGAAGGCACUAUUUGUCUUUUCACUCUCUUUCAAAAGAGUUGAAAAUGUAAAACAAUGCCAUCUUCCCACAAACCUUUUUUCUGUUUUAGAUUAAUAGAGCUAUUUUCUUAAAAUUGUUAUUUAUGUUAGCAUGUAGUAGAUUUUUUAUUUUUAAAAUGACUACAUUAAAGUUUUUCAGUGUUAUUUUCUAAUAUGGUAAAUACAGGUAAGAUAUAAACUCUAUAAAUAAAGGCUCUUUGGCAUCCAGUUCCCCAAUAAAUUUUAAGAGUACAAAGGGGUCUGGAGACUACGUUUAAGAAUUACACAGUUAGAGAAAGGAGCAGGAUGUUCUAUUACAAGUAUAUAUUCUCACAACUUUAUUUUACAUUUAACUUCCUGAUAAUUGGGUUUAAUGUUGCCGCUAAGAGAUAUCUGAAUUGCAGUAUAAGAUAAAAUGUUGAUUCUUAAAGCAAAAGCCAAAUGGUUAGGCUUUAAACUGAUCAAUGGCUGUAGCUUUUUAAACUGUUGGUCAAAACACAGUAGUUCAUAGUGAUAACGGCACAGCCACAAGUCCUGUGGCAGCAGUCAUGUGAUAAUGACAGGAUAAACAAAAUACCACCUUCUUCAAGAACCAUUCUCUUAGGUUUGUUUUGCUUAAUUUUGAUUUGGGUUUCAUACUUUUAAAAACCUUUUUGCUACCCCAUCUGUUUUUAUAAAUGGAGUUUCUGAACAUUUGUUGUAAUUAAAGGGGCUUGCUGGAAUAAUAUAUAUUUUUCAUAUUUUUGCCUUUCUUACGAUUAAUUAACAUUACAUUCACUUUUGAUCAUUUUUGAUAAAGGUUUAUUUUUAUAGAUAAAUGUAGUACCUUUCUUAAGCAGUAACUAAAGUGAAUUAACCAUUUUCAUUUUGCAUUUAAAUGACAGAAUGGGCUUAAUGGUCUUCCAGUGGGAUGGUUUCCAAGCCUCCACGUGCAGUGGUUGUGUCUGGAACCCCAGAACUGACACUUUCUGCCUCCUUGCUUUGAAUGUCAAAAUGAAUUGUAUCUUAUUAAAGUAAAUCUUUUUUCUGUUGACCAGUACAAAUAGAGAUGCUGUUUGAUUCAUUCUUAAUGAUUUCAAGACUGAUGCUCUGCUAUGAUAACUGGAAGUAGCUUUAACUUGGUGUUCUGUGAAUAGCAUGUAUUAUAAUAUUUCACAUUUUUAAACACUUGGUUUACAUUAAAUUAUGGUAUUUAACUAUUUUUAUGUUUAUACUAGGUAAGGUUUUUCUUACGUUUCUGUGUUUCUGGUAUGCUAAAUAAAGCUAUUUUUAAACCCAAA